Messenger RNA from Homo sapiens (human), 694 nucleotides. RefSeq names its product STING1 ER exit protein 1 (gene STEEP1). Gene Ontology annotation, cellular component: endoplasmic reticulum membrane; cytoplasm; nucleus. The record is from RefSeq and is marked validated. Lineage: Eukaryota; Metazoa; Chordata; Mammalia; Primates; Hominidae.
AUUUCGGGGCGACCCUCUUCUUGGCGUAGAGUUUUCAGAUUGCUCUUGGGAAUCAUGCCGAAAGUAGUGUCUCGGUCAGUAGUCUGCUCUGACACUCGGGACCGGGAGGAAUAUGACGACGGCGAGAAGCCCCUCCAUGUUUACUACUGUUUGUGCGGCCAGAUGGUCCUAGUGCUGGGUGAGUAGCCGGGAACUGCGGGGGCGUCUGCAAGGAGCCAGACUUCGGGUUCUUGAAGGCGAAUUUCCUCUGGCUGUGAUCUGGGAGCCACUUCUCAACGAAGAUUGACUGCCAGUUAGAGAAAUUGCCCAUGAGGCCCCGGGACCGGUCCCGUGUGAUUGAUGCUGCCAAACAUGCCCAUAAGUUUUGUAACACAGAAGAUGAGGAGACUAUGUAUCUGCGGUUUUUUUUCUUGAGAUGAAGUCUCACUCUGUUGCCCAGGCUGGAGUGCAGUGGCGCAAUCUUGGCUCACUGCAACCUCCACCUCCUGGGUUCAAGUGAUUCUCCUGCCUCAGCUUCCCGAGUAGCUGGGAUUACAGGCAUGCACCACCAUGCCUGGCUAAUUUUUGUAUUUUUAGUAGAGACGGGGUUUCACUGUGUUGGCCAGGCUGGUCUCGAACUCCUGACCUCAAAUGAUCCACCCGCCUUGGCCUCCCAAAGUGCUGGGAUUACAGGCGUGAGCCACCGUGCCCGGCC